Molecule: messenger RNA, 1512 nt
Organism: Brassica oleracea var. oleracea
Lineage: Eukaryota; Viridiplantae; Streptophyta; Magnoliopsida; Brassicales; Brassicaceae
Exons: 1
Coding region: 1-1512 (503 amino acids)
Source: RefSeq, a predicted model, not a curated record
AUGCAACCCUUUUUGGGUAGCAUUGUCUCUGUUAACCAGUCUGCAUUUGUAUAUGAUCGCUUGAUUUCUGACAACAUUGUCAUUGCUCAUGAAGCAGUUCAUGCUCUGAAAGUUCACCCGGAGAUCUCACGGGAGUUCAUGGCCAUCAAAACUGAUAUGUCCAAAGCUUACGACCGCGUAGAGUGGAGCUACUUGAGAUCCUUGCUGAGGGCUUUGGGCUUUAAUAAUCUGGUGGUUGGCUGGUUAAUGAUGUGUGUGACAUCUGUGACUUAUUCUGUGCUGAUAAAUGAACAUCCAUUUGGCAAGAUUUUGCCCCAAAGAGGAUUAAGACAAGGAGAUCCUCUCUCGUCUUUCUUAUUUGUGUUAUGUACUGAAGGCCUUACACAUUUGUUAAAUGUUGUGGAAAGGAAUGGCCUCCUCAAUGGUUUGAAAUUCUCAGAAGAAGGUCCUUCGAUUCAUCACCUUCUUUUUGCCGAUGACAGUUUCUUCAUUUGUAAAGCUAACCAGGGUCAAGCAACGGUUCUUCACCGAGUUCUGGAGUUCUAUGGAGAAGCUACUGGCCAGUGUAUAAAUCUGAUGAAAUCUUCGAUUUCUUUCGGAGAUAAAGUGAAUGAGGAGACUAGGUUCAUGGUACGUGACAUUUUGGGGAUUGUUUAUGAAGGUGGUACGAGUAAAUAUUUGGGUCUUCCUGAAUGUUUCUCGGGUUCUAAAGUGGAACUGCUCUCCUUUUUAAAGGAUCUGACUCAAAGUGGACUGGAUUUAUGGUACAUUAAACAUUUGUCUCAAGGAGGAAAGGAGGUUCUUUUGAAAUCCACGGCAGGAGCUACUUCUGUAUUUGCCAUGGGUUGCUUCAGACUUCCUAAGACUUUACUCUCUAAACUCUCGAGCAUGAUGGCAAACUUUUGGUGGGAUUCUGAACCGAACCUGAGGAAGACUCAUUGGAUCUCGUGGGAUAAGCUUUGUCUCCCAAAAGCUCUAGGUGGAAUGGGUUUCAAGGACCUAGAGUGUUUUAAUCAGGCUAUGUUAGCCAAACAGGCUUGGAAAAUUCUCAACAGACCUCAAUGUCUUCUUGCGAGGUUCUUAAAAAGCAUUUAUUUUGAUGGAGGAGAAUUUCUUUCAGCUCCACUUGGGGGUAGACCUUCCUUUGCUUGGAGAAGCCUGUUGUUUGGUAGGGAUCUUCUUCAAAAAGGCUUGCAACACAGAGUGGGUAAUGGGCAGUGUACACGAGUUUGGCUCGACAAAUGGGUGGAUGAUCCAGUUGUGGGUCUUAGGGCUCCUUGGAUUAAGAACAUCACUUUCGACGUCAACUUAAGGGCAGACUCCCUCAUUGAUUCUGAAUUGAGAAGAUGGAACCAGCAGAAGCUUGGAGAGUUAUUUGUUCAGAGUGAUGUGGAGAUCAUUACUCGAAAUCAACCGGUGUGCCACAAAGAUGAUUUUUUCACUUGGACUCAUAACAAGAGUGGCCAGUUAUCUGUUAAAUGCCUAUUGGUUGGCUUCUAUGGCAAAGUUUAA